Cuscuta campestris is the source of this 6762-nucleotide messenger RNA. The record is from the annotation of a GenBank genome assembly. NCBI's taxonomy places the organism in Eukaryota, Viridiplantae, Streptophyta, Magnoliopsida, Solanales, Convolvulaceae.
UAUAACUCAUCAUGUAAAAGCAUAACCUUUUUAUAAAAAUAAUACUUCAGAUUAGGUAGAGUUUAGGCUCAUUGGAUUGAAAUGCACUGUCUGAUGGGUUUUGGAGUUGGGAAGAUAUAAGUGAAGAAAGGUGUGCUUUUCUUUUGAUCUUCAUCUAUGAAUCUGGGGAGGAAACCUUGCAUCACCCAAGAGAAUGGAGUGGGGAGCAAUGGGCUUCCUCCGGCAACGCCGACCAUGUCGGGGCCCAACGUUAUUCUGGCCGCCGACUCGCGAGGGAAUCCGAUGACAAAUUGGCGGGAACCACCAGGGGUGACCCAGUGGAGCCUGGCGGAGUUGAUGAAUCUCCGCCAGGAACCACAACCGCGGCCCCACCUGAUUGAUCCCUGCGGAACCAGAACGAACCAAAUGGAGAUCUUAACCCGACCUGGUCCGUGUCACGCCAAAAAUAUGCAGAUGACACCAAUGGAGAGGGUGAUGAUAAAUCACAGCAAAGAAACACUACUAGAAAGGCAGAUUUUACCUGGAUCCAUUCCAAACCAGGUGGAACCAAACAAGCAAAUCCCGCAUGAGGAGCCAACGGAAAUGGCAGACUGGCAGGAAUUGGUUGACAUCUACGGGCAGUUUCUGCAAUCAGAUGAGGGAGGGGAUAAAACUGGGAAUGUGGACCCAGUGGGAGGGGCAAAUAGGGCAAUGGGGGCUUCUCAGAGCAACCCUUCAAUAGAGCAAGUCCAAAGCAUUAACCUGAACCAGAACGUAGGGGCAAAUCAAAGCCGUCCAACUCUGGCAGAGGUUUUGUGGAAGAGAAACCUGAAGACAACACAUCAUAGUAAUGCAGCACCAGAUAAGAAUGCAUUUGUGAAUGAUAAACCACUGGAAUGCAGUUCAUAUUCUCAGUUUGAAGGGAAUUAUUGUUACAAUAGUAGUGAUAAUAAUAACAAUAGAUGCAAUCCAUUGAGUUCAUAUGCAGCUUCCGACGUUUACAGCCGACUAUACCAUCCACAAGAUGGAUUUUGCAUACCGGGUCCCACCAACCGGAAUCUAUAUUCACAUCCUUCGAGGACUGUUGCAUGCUCCAGCACAGCAAGUUUCACCACAUUGGCCCCAGUGACACCGGAUAAGGUGCAAGAUUUAAGGAGCAUCCCGCCAGAUACUGUAGAGAAAAGCUCAAGUCCUGAGGAGAAGCAGGAAACGGUUGCUGGUUGUACACAGGAAGAUAACAACACUGUAGGGCAUAUACUGAAUCCUCAAGGCUCAUCCUCUGAUGGGGUAUCGCCACUGCUUAAGGAACACAGCUCUGGAAAUGCAGUAAAUGGAGAUGUUGACCCAAAUAUCCAGACCCCCAAGCUGAAACCUCGGAAGAGGAGAAAACAUCGGCCUAAGGUGGUGGUGGAAGGGAAACCCAAAAGAACCCGAAAAGCUUCUGCUAAAAAGACUAAUACACCCAAGGAGAAUCCAACUGGAAAAAGGAAGUAUGUCCGAAGAAAGAACACCAAGCGCUCUCCACUAGAGCAAUCCGACAGUGCAAAUGAAGUUUCAGUUUCAAAUGGAAAUCUUGCAAAACCAUGCAAGAGGGCACUAAAGUUCAACAUAGAUAACGAAGCAACAAAUGAAAGCCAUGAGGAAACAGAAAAGGAGGACAAGGUAGACAAAGCACACAAACACAGAGACCAGCCUUUUAAUUUUGAUUUGGAUGCUCCUCAAAGCACUAGCAGAGCGCUUACAUCGCCAGCUCAACAAGCAGAUGCACAACAGCAAGCAGAAACCUACUCUGCUCUUCAAAAGCCUAUUCUUCCAAGUACCCCCUCAGCUACAAGUAAAAGUCAUACAUUGAAUGCCAUUGCUAGAAAUCUGAACACUUCAAAUGCGAUCCUCUAUCAAGACAAUGUCCAAAAUGUAUUAAACCAAACUACAAUGAGCCAAAAUAGAGUGAGUGCACCAAAGCAGUCAGCAUUGCAGAGCAUCAGUCAGCUGGUUACAGGUGAUAUGAGUGACGAAAGGAGAUCCAAGAGAGACUACCACCAAUACAGUUCUGAGAUGUCCCAUCUACAAAGCAUCGGAGUAAUUAGAUCUAGAUUGUUGUGCCAUGAAAUGUCUAGGAUGGGUCAACCUAAUAUUCACUGUGCUUCGCUCGAGAUAAGCUCAGAAGCUCACAAGAAAAGGAAGUCUGAGAACAAGUUUUAUGGGACCACGGCAACAAGUACACCUUCAUGUGUUACACAUAUCAAGGAUUUAUCAGAACAUGUUCAAAGGAGCAGUUAUAUAUCUCAUGCUGAUGAAAGAUUAUCUAAGACAAAUCCUCAUGGCACAAGAACCCCCAGACCAACAGAUCACAGAUUAAAUGAUAUUUCAACCAGCUGGCAAACGAGUCCCUUGGCUUCAGAGCUUCAAUUCCUGAGGCAACAGCAUGCGUCAGGUCAGUUGGGCACAGUAGAUACUGAGAAGCAAUGUAACCCAUAUCAUUUGCAUUCAAGGGAAGAAACAGUGGCAGAUCAUAUUUCAAGACAAGGCACUGGAGUCGAUGAUUGCAAAGCUCUCACUGCAAUUAGCAACAACUUCAACAAUCAGUACCCAACUCUUUCUUAUUUCAAAUCUCUGCUAGGGCACGAAUCAAGAACUUCCGCCACUACUACUUUAAAAAAAUUAAAAGUGGGUAGGGCUUCAUCCAAUCAAACAUCUCGGACUAAGAAGCCUCUUCCAGGAAAGAGGAAGAAAACAGUAAAUGAAGUACAAGCCUCCACAAAAGCAAGAGGGCUACAUGAUGGUUUAAAGUACUCAGUUUCAAUUGAUAUACUCGCCAUCCGAUUGGAACGCAUUGUUAUAAGUGACAAUGGUGAGGUUCCGAAUGACCAAAAUGCACUUAUUCCAUACAAUGGAGAUCGGGCAAUGAUACCAUUUGAAGAAUAUGAUCUUACUAAAAGGCGAAAGCCACGGCCUAAAGUUGACCUUGAUCCAGACACAAGUAAACUUUGGGACUUGUUGAUGGGUAAAGAAGGUAGUGAAAGCACACAAACAAUGGACAAGGAUAAGGAAAAAUGGUGGGAAGAAGAAAGGGAAGUUUUCCGUGGACGGGCAGACUCAUUUAUAGCAAGAAUGCAUCUUGUUCAAGGAGAUAGACGAUUUUCACGGUGGAAGGGUUCAGUAGUGGACUCUGUCAUAGGAGUGUUCCUCACACAGAAUGUGACAGACCAUCUUUCAAGCUCUGCUUUCAUGUCCUUAGCGGCCAGGUUUCCCGUGAAGCAAAGUUGCAUGGAAGAAGCACAUGGACAGAAUAACAUAACUGCAUGGGUUGAGGAACCAGAUAUUCAAGUAAUGGAUCCAGAUGGUUCUAUCAUAUAUCGUAGCAUUCAAACGCAGUCAAGAUGUAACCAAAGCUCUCUGAUAUCCAGUGAUAAAUCUGAAUCUGCAAUAGAAAAUAUAGUGACAGGAGAGGUCCAUUUAGCGAAUGAGCAAACAAAAAGAACCGAUGAAGAACUCAUUUCAUCACAAAAUUCUUCUGAGUCUUACACUUUUCAAGUCAAUGAAGAAGUCAGGUCCAGCUCUGGAUCCAACUCAGAAGCAGAAGAUCAAACAAGUGAACAAGGCCAAAUGAAUUUCCACAGCGAUCAAACGAUUCCUCAAAACAUAGAAUUUACAGUUCCAUUCCCUAAAUUCCAGCACCAGAGGAUGGGUGUUCCACUAUUUGAAACGAGUCCGACUCUCGGAUAUCAGCAAUCAGAACAUAUAGUGUACAACACACAAAAUGUUACAGCUGCAAAGAGUAGUAGUGCAUUUGAUUGCGAGAUCCAAUCUAAUCUCCAAUGUGUACAAAACUCAGCAGCUGCUUUGGGUGACUUCUGGUCGACUGUGAAACCACUCUUGGAAUCAGAGGAAGCGUGCUUUGAUGGUACGUGGGAGGAAACUGCAAUAAAUCAUUCAUCAGCUAUCAGCAGAGAAAAAACUACGGAUUAUUCUAGUAAGAGAUUGGGACAGAUGGCAGGAAAGAUAAGUAGCUCAAUUGCCCCAAAAAAAGCAGCUCCAAUGAAUCAACCGCCAGGAAUGCAGCACAAUGCAUUUCUAUUGAAGUCAGAGUGCCAUGCUAACCUACAACACCAUUCUUGUUCUCAGUAUAUCAAUCAGCCCACCAGUCAUGAAGACACAUCGAAUGUCAUUCAGACAGAAAGCACAAUCACAGCAGAUUCACAUCCAGCUGAAACCAAUGCUAAAAGACAAUCAGAGUGGCAUAUAGAUCCAUCCAGCAAACAAUCUACAGGGAAUGACAUCACUGCAGAAAAUGCAAGAAAGAGAAAGAUGGCGGAUAGAAAACCAACAUUUGAUUGGGAUAGCUUGAGAAAGCAAGUUCAAUCUAAGAAUGAUAGAAAAGGAAGGAGCAAGGAUGCAAUGGACUCAAUUGAUUAUGAAGCACUUCGGCAUGCAGAAGUCAAGCAAAUCUCAGAUGCCAUCAAGGAAAGAGGAAUGAACAACAUGUUAGCUGAGCGAAUCAAGGAAUUCCUCAACCGAAUUGUUAGAGAACAUGGGAGUAUAGACCUGGAAUGGUUAAGAGAUGUGCCUCCAGACAAAGUCAAGGAAUAUCUAUUAAGUAUACGAGGACUGGGUCUGAAAAGUGUCGAGUGUGUCCGGCUAUUAACACUACACAAUCUUGCUUUCCCUGUUGAUACAAAUGUUGGACGAAUUGCUGUUAGAUUGGGGUGGGUUCCUCUCCAACAACUUCCGGAGUCACUCCAGUUGCAUCUUCUUGAGCUGUACCCAGUUCUGGAGACAAUUCAGAAGUAUUUAUGGCCAAGACUCUGCAAACUGGAUCAGAAAACACUGUAUGAGCUACACUAUCAAAUGAUUACAUUUGGAAAGGUUUUCUGCACAAAAAGUAAACCAAAUUGUAAUGCAUGUCCAAUGAGAGCAGAAUGCAGACAUUUUGCAAGUGCUUUUGCAAGUGCAAGGCUUGCUCUUCCAGGUCCAGAAGUGAAAGGUAUGGUUAGUUCAAGUCAACCUGUAUCUGCCAAUGUAAAUCCAGCUGCUACAUUCAAGCCAAUGCCUCUUCUACCAGGAAGGUCGAGAGGGACAAUUAAUGUAGAUUCUACAGCUGCAAUUGAAACUGGCACGGUCCCUGUAUUCUUGAACUGGCCAAUGCCACAACUUCCCCACAUAACUAGCUUAAACAGAGAAGCAGCCGAAGCCAGUACUAGCAACUGUGAACCUAUUAUUGAGGAGCCAGCAACACCUGAGCCAGAAGUAUCGGCUAGUGAUAUUGAGGAUGCUUACUAUGAAGAUCCUGAUUAUGUUCCUACAAUUGAGCUCAACAUGAAAGAAUUCACAGCAAACCUGCAGACUGUGUUGCAAGAGCAAAAUAUGGGAAUGCAAGAAGGCGAUCUAUCCAAAGCUUUAGUUGCAUUGAAUCCAGAUGCUGCUUCUAUCCCAACAACCAAGCUUAAAAACAUUAGUCACCUGCGAACGGAACAUCAAGUGUAUGAGCUUCCAGACUCACAUCCACUGCUCAAGGGGAUGGAUAGGCGUGAACCUGAUGAUCCAAGUCCAUACCUUCUUGCUAUAUGGACACCAGGUGAGACAGCCAAUUCAAUUCAGCUGCCUGAAACAAAGUGUAAUACCCAGGCAUCGGGUAAACUGUGUGAGGAGACUACAUGUUACUCGUGCAGCAGUGCACGGGAAACCAAUUCACAGACAGUUAGGGGCACCCUUCUGAUACCAUGCCGAACAGCAACAAGAGGGAGCUUCCCACUUAAUGGCACAUAUUUCCAAGUGAAUGAGGUAUUUGCUGAUCAUGAAUCCAGUCUUAAUCCAAUUGAUGUUCCAAGACAAAUGAUAUGGUAUCUACCCAGAAGGACAGUCUACUUUGGGACAUCUGUGUCCACAAUUUUUAAAGGCUUGUCGACAGAACAAAUUCAGCAUUGUUUCUGGAGAGGAUUUGUAUGUGUAAGAGGAUUUGAUCAAAAAACAAGAGCACCACGGCCUCUCAUGGCCAGACUACACUUCCCAGCAAGCAGGUUGGCCAAGAACAAAAAUGAAACGCAAAAGAAGGGCAGUUCAGAUGCAGGGGUGACUGCUAAAUAGAAAACUAACCAAGGCCAGAUAUGACAGAUUUUUCCUAGGGUAGAAGUUUGUUGACUAACAAAUUGUUGUACAAUCAAAUAUUUCUUGUCUCAAGAGGAAAUGUGAUUUUAAAAUGUAAGCCUAGAAGCAGGAAACAUAGGUAUUUCUUGAAAAGGACCCUUCAACAAAAGGGCAUGAUGUAUAAUGAGAAAUUUGUAUCAUUUGAUUCAUGCUCACAAAAUGAGCAAUUUUUCAUGGAUGGGGCCUCUCUCAAUACACUCCUUCCCUGCCCACAAUACUCCCUCCUUAGAUUUUUAUAGUUUCUGUUCUUCAAUAUGCUUUUAAGCUUCCAUUAAUGGCUUACGAGCCUGAUUCUUGUACCAUGUACACACUCCCAAUAUCAAUAAAAUUCUCCCUUUGGCAAGGUACCGCCAAAAAAGGCCCGUGGUUUUCUCCUGAUUUGGGUUUCCACGUAAAAAUUCUUGUGUUUAUAAUUUGGUGUAUUUUUUAGACUAGUUUAUCAUUUUAGCCGGGCUAAAACGAUAUACCGGUUGAUAAUUUACACCAUCAUUUUAGCGCCACCCGUGGGACAUGAACAAAAAAAAUGCUCUCAGAGAAGAGUGACCCAAAUUUCAGCCACAAAAAAAGAAGAGUGAGAGAAGGGAGGGUUUUUUAUUUUUUGAUUUGACAAAAAAGGAGAAAGAAAGCAGAACCCCAAAU